GACACACAAAAAAAUGGUCUGAACACGAUUAGACUAGAAAUAUUGGAUUGGUCAAUGUUUUAUCACGUGACAUUCGCGGCGCGUUGAUGCAAAUUUCGGCAUCGCAUUCCCAUGUCCCCCACGGAGUCUUUUUUUAACGUUACUUAUUACAGCUUAACUUGUUACUUACUUGGAAGUUUACAAACAAAUUUUUGAAUGGAAUUCAAUUAAAUAUUUUUCCAUUCAAAAAUGCCACGGCCUUUACAAAGUGAAAGACAGAAUGCGACGCCCGCUAGUACCAGUAAACGGAAAAAAGAUACACCUCGCAAGCGGCAAGGGGCAACUUUUGGAACACCAGCUGGAGCUGCACGACCAGCGGGGAGUGGCGGGCGGGAGUUGGGACACACACCGGUGUCAUCAGGAAAGAGACAUGGAACAAGACGGUUUAGACCAGGGACUCGAGCUCUGAUGGAAAUCAGAAAAUAUCAAAAGACUACUCAUCUCCUGCUCAGGAAGCUUCCCUUUGCUCGAGUGGUAAAGGAAAUUUGUCAGAUCUUAAACCCAUCCUCAGAACUUCGCUGGCAAGCUGCGGGAAUUAUGGCAUUACAAGAGGCAGCAGAAGCGUUCCUUGUCCAUCUCUUUGAAGACUCGAACCUUUGUGCUAUCCACGCCAAGCGAGUCACCGUCAUGCCAAAGGACAUGCAGCUUGCUCGACGGAUACGCGGGAGAACAGACGGACUUGGGUAGUAGGAAUCUUGAUUGUACAAUAUUAUUGACGUUGAUGGACAGUGAUCCUCUUUUAAACCUGUUGCUUCAUCAAGUUCCAAUGGCCAUCGAACAUUGGUCUUAUAGGCCUGUAUUCUGAAGUCUGGUUGUUGAAAGGUCAUGGUUUAACAUUGUAGGAAGCUGUCAUGUUUAUAUUUUAUGAUUCUUGUGUUUACUGUGCUCUGUCGCAUGCUUUAAUGGUAUGUUGAUGAUCAUUCCCAGACAUUUAUGAAAUGAAUUUGAGCACGCAAAAGUGUUGAGAAAUUGAUUCUGUACUGUUAGAAGUUUGUUUCAAUAUUGGCUAUCCAUACAAAAACCUCAAAUUAGGACCUGGAGGGUGUUUCAUAAAACUGUUUGUAAAGUUAAGAGCGACUUAAGAACAACUGGUGAUUCUUAUGGUAAAUGAUAUUCACCAUUAAUGUUCAUUGGUGAUUAUUUAGCGCGUAAGAAAGGUUCACCAGUUGUUCUUAAAGUCGCUCUUAACUUACAAACAGCUUUAUGAAACGGUCCCCUGGUUUAGUUUAUUACCCCCAGGUCCAGAAUAUGGGCCUUGGUGUCUUAUAAUUAAAUUCUCUUUGAAAGCAGGAGAGCUUUGAAUGAGAUGAUUUAAAAGAGAUGUGUUUGGAAUAAUUGACUCUCAUGCAAUAUUGAAAGGAGAAGUACAUUCUUGAUAUAGUGAUCAUUAGGAAAAUUAAUUACAAUUUUACAUACUGUAUGUUGAAAAUAGGAAGUUAUGCCCCAUUAUUGACAGGGGGGGGGGGGUUGAAUAUAUCUCUUAACUGGUUGUGCCACUAAACCUGUACUCACUUUUAAGGGUCACAUUGGUGGAAAAUGGUCCCCUUUAUUGGAGGAUUUUUAAUCUAAAAUAAUGUCCUAUUUAUGAUCUUCUGAAUUUUAAAGGGUUAACAUAUCUGGUAUUAAUACCGAAAUGUCAGAAUCAUACUCAUGAUUUAUUCUCGGAUUUUUCUUCUCCAAAAUUCUAUCUACAUGUAUUCGAGCGACACAUUGCACUCCCAUUCACCCUAUUGGGUCAUAAACCUUUCUCUCAUAUUCAUAAGGGGAUACAAAGCACAAUCGCAUUUUGCAUCACUUUUGGUAAAAAAAUCACAGAUGCAGACACUUCAAUACUCUUGGCCUAAUUUAGUGUUUUUUUGGAAUUUCAUAGAAUAAUUCUGGGUAUGAAUCCUGAAUAAGAUGUUGGUGGAAGGUGAGAUGAAAUACCCAGAGAUGGCUCUCUGUUGUGUGUAAUACCAAAUUAGCCAUUGCAAGAAAUUGUGUUUCCUGGAGAUUGACCAGGGGCCCAUCUUACAAAGAGUUGGUAUUGAUCUGAUCAAUCGCAACUAUGGACGGCCAGCAAAGUCAACAUAUAAAAUGCAUGUUUAUUUUUUUUUAAUUCUAGAUAUGAAUGUACAUGUAUAUCCUUAAAUUCAUUGAUUUCUUGACAAUUUGGUGUGAUCUCCGUUGUUUACAAAGGACAUUUUGCAAAUUUUCUUUAGAAAAAAUUAUGACACUGAUGGAUUUCCAUAGAGUUACUAUUGAUUGGAUCAAUCGUAACUCUUUGUAUGAUGGGGCCCAGAUAUACAGUAUUUGUAAGUGAUAUUUUAAGAGAAUUUUAUGACUAGUAUACUGAGUGAUUCAAACGAACCUACAUGUAUAUAAUGAAUUCGUUUUAAAAGAGGAUCACUAUCACUAUUGUAGAUAAAAAUGUAUAUUUUAAUAGUUUGUUAAUACAAUCCUUGUGAAGUUUGAAUAUUGAGGCAAUUUUUGCAUCUCACUUUGUUCUUCCAUUUAGUGUAUUUGAGAGUAAUGUAAUCUUAUCACAGUUAUCUUGUUUCAUCUUCUUUUUUUUUUCAAGUCUAAUCGGCAUUGUCUUUCUAGGCUAUGGGAAUCGUAUUCCAACUGCAGAAGAAACAUUUCAAGAUUGUUGCAAAAAAUAAUUAUAAUUGGCAAUCCUGAAACUAUUAGGCAAAUAACGUAAUUGUUUUUGUAAUUACAAUUUCAAUUGCAAAUUGGAAAGUGAUUGAUGUUUUAUUUUGUCUUCCAGUUUUUAAUAGAAGUUCAACCAAUUUUAUGUGGAUAUAUUUAUGCAUUCAUUGAUGUUUGAUAUUCAAGAAACAAUAUAUUUCAAAAUUUCAGCAACUGAAAUAAUUUUAAGUGUAUUUAAAUAGCCUAUCCAUUUAAAGCAUAGGGCUUGCCUGUUACUAAUGGUACAUACAUGUACAUGGCAAGGACAUAGCCCAAGUGCUGCUCAUCACUGGUGAAAUCAUUAUUCAUUUGUCAUUCAUUUUAUGUACAUGGAUGAUUCAUGAGACAUCCCUUUUCAGGUGAUCAAUUCUUUUUUUUCCACCAGUCAAAUAUCUCUAAAAGUUGAUGUUGCAACCUCAUUGCUUAUUGGCCUAUUUUGGCCAGAGUCUCAUAAAUAUUCAUAGGUUUUCUACAAUUGAAACAAUCUAAUUAUAAAGAAGGGAUGAACAUUUGCAUUGUAAAUACAUGUAGUUUUUUUAAUAUGUAUAAACAGAAUGUAUUGUUUUUAUUGUGCAGAGUCAUCAUUGAUAGCAGUUUGUCAACUGAAGAGGCUACCCUGUUGAAAUAAAAAUGGAAAUAAAUAAAUAAAUAGAAUUUUAAAUAAGCGAAUGUAUACAUUCCACCUAAUGCAUGAAGUCAGUUCUGUCAAAUGUAUGUGGUCUUGGAGGGGGGGGGGGGUAGUUUUUAACAGGUGUGUAAUAUGGCCACUUUAAUUUCCUUCAUACACUUAAUAACAUCUGAUAUUGUUAACCUGAAAAUUGUAGGAACAUACAAGUUAUAGAUUAAAAAUCAUAAUACCAUCUCAAAUUGCAAUACAUAUCUUCAUGUUAUGAUCUGUUCUUGUAAUUGGCCAAUUAUUUUACAUGUACAUAUCUAUCCCGAUAGCAGUGUGACAAACAGGUGCUAUUUCAGUGAAGGUCAUGAGAAGCUGUCUGUGCACAUUGAUUACAUAUUUUAAUUUUUAUUCCUUUGUUACAGUGGAUAGGUAUGAUUGAAUUUUAGUACAUUUUAAGAAUAAUUUUUAAGGAUAGACCCUUCUUGUUGAAAAUUAGCUUGAAUCAAUUUUUUAAAUGGUAUUUCAAGUUUCGAUGAUCAAACUCUGUUGUCUCAUUCUGUGUGUACAUCCAACAAGUCACCCAUGUGCCUUUGAUUCUGGAAGAUUGAUCGCAAGUGUUCAUUAUAUCAGUAUAUUAUAUUAUGGAGUUAUAAAUGAACUCUCUUCAUUUCCUGCAGUCUUCAAGUGCCUUGGAUGAAAACUAAUUAUUAAUUUAUAUUGAUAUUCAUCUUUUUGAUAACGCUAGUUAAAAUUCAAGUUUGAAUUUGUGUGUUUUAUUAGGGCCCUGUUGCAGAAACCUUGCAUUUUAAGUUUUGAAUGCUAAUCAAGAAAUCGUUCGCAUAUGAAUUUUCAGCCAAUCUGAUUUGCAUUUGAACAAUAAUGUUGAAUGUAUCUUUUUAGUGUGACAGGGUCCUAAUCAGACAGGGCAUAGUUAUUUAAAGGGGAAUCCAACCCAAAUAAAAACUUGUUUUCAUAAGGAAAAGAAAAAUCAGACAAGUUGAUAGGUGAAAGUUUGAACAAUAUUGGACAAACAACAAGAAAGUUAUGAAUUUUUAAAAGUUGCAAAUAUUGGUAAUCACUAUACCCAUGGAGACUUCAAAUUGGCCGCAUAUGGGAUGUCAUAGUGAUGUAAGGCAAGGACUACUCUUCCAUGUACUUCAAUACAUAUUAUGGCUAAAAUGUCAUUUUUCCCAAAAGUUUUAUUUCAAAUUAUAUUUUUCUUUCAUGAGGACAUAAAACAAUAUACUACUGGGUUAUAUUUAGAUUACUGCCCCAGGGGAAUGGGUACUUAGGAGAAAACCACAAAUCCCUGAUAAUAAAGUACAUGGCCUAUGGGAAAGUUGUCCUUGCCCCUUGUCAUAAUUACCUUACCCAGUUGCCAAUUUGAAAUCUACAUAGUAUCAGUGAUCUCAAUUUUAAAGCAGCUAUAACUUUCUUAUUGCUUGUCCGAUUUCUUUCAAACUUUCACCAUUCUGAUUAAUCUAUUUUUCUCCUUCCCAACACAACAUUUUAUGGCCAAGGCUGGAUUCCCCUUUAACAAAAUGGCAAGUAAUGAAUACUGCCUGAAAAUGACAAGAGGAAAUAAGUGACAUAUGAAACAAAUUUAGUACUUGAUCAUAAAUUACAUAGCAUGCUCUUUGGGGCACAAAUUUAUGUAUGAUCAUUCAUGUUAAACCAAUGGUUCUCAACCUGCUUUAUCAAUGUUCGUUUGAGCCCCCUUCAAUCUUAUUGAGGUUCAACUCACAGAUUCCGAAUAAGGGAAAAGACAGUGUGCAUUGAGAAAAAUAUUUUCCUCUGUGGCAGAAAAUGCCAUUUUGUGUCACUUGCUUGCUUUUGGCAUUGUUGGGCAGAUUAGUUCAGAUAUGAUAGAAAAUAGUGUGUCUCAAGUACUAUUAAUUAAUUCCAUUGUACUAUCCAUCACAUUCUCUGGGUAUUAAGCCUUGCCAAUAAAUUGACUUGUUUUAAU
Lytechinus pictus (painted urchin) is the source of this 5291-nucleotide messenger RNA. RefSeq lists its product as uncharacterized. The transcript has 4 exons. Bases 229 to 726 code for a protein of 165 amino acids. Gene Ontology annotation, cellular component: nucleosome. Lineage: Eukaryota; Metazoa; Echinodermata; Echinoidea; Temnopleuroida; Toxopneustidae. Gene Ontology annotation, molecular function: DNA binding; structural constituent of chromatin; protein heterodimerization activity. The record is from RefSeq and is a predicted model, not a curated record.